Molecule: messenger RNA, 4941 nt
Organism: Prorocentrum cordatum
Lineage: Eukaryota; Dinophyceae; Prorocentrales; Prorocentraceae
Source: the annotation of a GenBank genome assembly
AUGGAAGAGUUCGACGAGACCCACGACCACGGCGCCAACAGCAGCAGCGGCAGCGAGGAGGAGCAGGGCAAGAGAAAGCCGGCCGCGAAGCAGCGGCAGAGCCACUUCGUCGCCGCCAAGAUAGGCGAGAGGGGCUACGACCAGGCCAUGGCCCCCUCGCGCUUCGGGGGCGCCUGCUGCGGGCGGGACUGGGCCUGGAUCCUCGAGGAGAGGCGCGAGCAGCUCACCGCACGCCGCGAGGAGCUGCAGGAGAAGAUGCUCGCGAUCGAGACGGCUCGCAGCGAGCACUCGGACAUGCAGGCGCACCAGCGGGACGUCUGCGGCGCGUUCGUGGUCUUCUGGAGCCAGCGCGCGCGGGACACCAUCCUGCACGCAUACGGCUGGUCCAGGUACUCGUGCUGCAGGCGGUUCCAGGCCAAGCACCUGCAGUUCCAGCCGUCGGCCGACGCCGACAACUGGUCGGGUUCCGAGGACGGCGGGGACGACCCUCAGGUCGGGCACAAGGUUCUAGUGGAGCCCGCCCAAGAUCCAAGCCUGCAGCUGUGGGAGAAUUUGGACGUGUCGCAGGCCGGGCGCCGCAGGCGGCACUGGGAGACGCGGUGCUGCAGCUGCUGCAUGUACCUCUUCGCCGCCCUGAUCGCCUUCGCUGUCCGGGCAUCCCAGCCGGACCUGCCGAUCGCGCUGCCAGUGACCGCGCCGGUGUGGAUCAUCGCAGACGCGAGCCCGGCCAGCGAGAGGGAGGCGUGCUGGCGGGUGUGCGAGCUGGAGCUCUUCAAGGACGCGGACUGCACCGACCCGAUACACCCGAGGACUUGGAGAUCGAGCAACAAACUCCACGAAGGUGGCGACGCGGGCCUGCGGGCCGUGCACGACAAGGGCCUGGCGUUCGGGUCGGUGUGCCGCGAGCGGCGCGGCGGGUGCUGCGGGGGCCUCCGCUCGUGGGGCCUCGCCGCCGCCGCGGCGCCCGGCGGCGGGUGCGCGCACCUCCUCGUGCGCUCGGCCGCGGGGCGCCGCGGCCCCGACGCGCGGCAGCAGCUCCUUCGGAGGGGGCCGGACGGGCAGACCGCGCUGCACCUUGCGUCGGCGGGGGGCCGUGGCGGCGAGGUGGCCGCCCUGCUGCGCGCGGGGGCGGCAGCGCCGCGAGCCCUGGGCGUCAGCGGCGAAUGCGUGGCGCCUGGCGGCGGCAUGGAGUGGGUCGACCUCCGGGACGCUGGUGGCCACACAGCGCUGAUGGCGGCGUCGCUGCGCGGGCACGUGGCCUGCCUCCCCCCGCUGCUCGCCGCUCGGGCAGACCCGGCACUUCCAGACGCUGCGGGCCGCACCGCCCUGCACCUCGCGGCGGCCCAGGGGCAUGCGGAGGCGUGCAGCUUGCUCGUGCGUUCCGGCGCGGGGGGGUUCCGUCUGCUGAGCCGGGUGGAGAAGUCCGGGUACACGGCCCUCCACCUCGCUUGUCGCGCGGGCGCCCUCGAGGUGGCCCAUGCGCUGCUUCUGUGCCCCGACUGCGCCGUGAGGGCAGCUGCAAGCGAUGGGGCGACGCCCUUGCACAUGGCCGCUCGGGCCGGGGCCAAGUGCCCGCCUGGACUGGUCCCUCUGCUCCUCGCCGCCCGUGCUGCACCACUGGAUCCGGACCGCUUCGGGUCGACGGCGCUCCAUCUGGCAUGCGCGCGCGAGGUGCGAGACCCAUUCGUCCGAGAGCUGUUCGCGUCCCUGCCGGCCGACCUCCAGCUGCGCGGCGUCACGGCCGUGGACGCGGACGGCCUCACCCCGCUCCACGUCCUCUGCCAGGCGGGCGGCGCCCGCGCGGAGCUCACCUCUCGGCUGCUCGCGGCGCGCGCCGACGUGGGCGCCCUGGACUCCGGCGGAGGCUCGCCGCUCGACGCCCUCUGCGCCGGGCCCGCCGCAGGAGCGCCGGGCGCGGCCGCGGCGGCUCGCGUGCUCCUGGCGGCGCGCGCGGAUCCCGGCGCCCGCGUCGCCCUGGGGCGCACCGCGCACGACGCCGCCCGAUGCGCGGGCGCCGCCGCCGCGCCGCUCCGCGCGCUCCUGGCGGCCGCCGAGCCGCCGGGCGGGGCGGCCGACGGCGGUCCCGCGGCCGCAGCGCCGCCGCCGACGCCGCGCUUCGGCGGUGUGCACGGCGCGUGCUCGCUGAAGGCCACCCCGUCGUACGCGCCGCGGGUGCCGCUGCCGUGCCUGCGGCCACACAGUCUAGGGCAUCUGGCACUUGCGGUGCACGAGGGCAUCAUGUGCAACGCAUGCUACGAGUCUAGCGAUGCGCCAAAACGAUUUCGCUUUCACGACCUCGUCGGCUCGGCUUCAGACUCCCAUGGGAUGCUCGUGGACGACAACGACGCUGCUGUGUUCACACUUUUCAACACGAGCGGCUCGACUGGGAGCCCGAAGCUUGUCAUACGGAGCCGCAGGACAUGGUGCACGACACUCCUGGACAUCGAGAGGGGCUCUGUGCAGCACGGCGAUCCGUUCGUGCUGCGCUUCCUGUACUCGUCGCUCGCUCACUCGGGCUCUCGCAGCAGCCUGUGGUCUGUGCUUGCGAGCGGAGGUGCCAUCGCAAUCCAUGUUGCCGGUGGCGCUGAGAUCGUGGAGGCGGCUUGCCAGCUCAUGCCAACGAGCAUCUUUCUUCCUCCGGCCUUUUGGGCCCGCAUCCACGCGGACUUCACCGCCGGCAUCGAGCGAGGUGACGACGGCGAGGGUCCACCAUCGGCCGUGCGUGCCCGAGCCAUCUCUCGACUGCGCCGCAGGCUGCAGGGCCUCUCGUGCAGAAGCCGCUGCAUAGCGACCGGCGGUGCGCCGAUGUCGAACGAGCUCCGUGCCUUCGUUGAGGAGUUGUUUGCGGUCGGCCUCGUGCAGUCGGGAUACGGGAUCACUGAAGUCGGUGGCAUUGCCAACGAGGGCAUCGUCGAUGACGGCACCGAGCUCGUGCUGCUGCCCGGUGAUUUUGGCAGCAGCACCGCGGAUGCGGGCGCAGCCGGAGUGGUCGAGCGGGGUGAGGUCUGCGUGCGCACGAAGGAGCCCUUCGAAGGUUACUACGGAGACCCCGAGCUCACAGCUGCUGCGCUGACACCCGAAGGGCUGUACCGAACGGGCGACAUCGGCGAGAGAGAUGCGGAGGGCCGGCUCCGCAUCGUCGGGCGCCUCGGGAGCACCGUGCGGCUGGCGAGUGCGAAGUUUGUGUGCCUCGACGACUUGGAGACGGUCUACGCUGGGCAGUGCCCCUCCAUCGCGCAGCUGUGCCUGCACGCGGACCUGCCGCGCAGCGCCCUCGUGGCCAUUGCCGCCCCGGCCCGCGCUGCGCACGGCAGGGCGCGCCAGGAUCUCCUCGCGGAGCUCGCGGCGGUGGGGGCGGCGCAGGGCCUCCCUCUGCACGAGGUGCCGUGCGGCGUGGUCGUGGCGGCGCCGUUUGCGGUGGGCAACGGCCACGCGACGCCGUCGCACAAGCUGUGCCGCGCGCGCAUCGUGGCCGACUACGCCCGGGAGAUCGAGGCGGCCCUCGUCAGCGUGCACGGCGCGCCGUCCGCGGAGGUCGUCGAGGAGGUGCUGCGAGCCGUGCGGGGGGAGGAGGGCUGCCAGCUGAGCGACGGCACGCAGCUGGCUUCUUUAGGCCUCGACUCCCUGCGCGCAGCACGCCUCUUGGCACGACUGAAGCAGCAAGGAGCUCCUGUGACGCUCGACACCCUGACGAGCGUGCGUACCAUCUCAGAGCUUCGAGCCGUGGUGCACGGUGGUGACUGUCCGCCAGCAUCCGACGCGUCACUGGGCCGAGCGCUGGCUGAUGUCGACGUGUUGUCACGCGAGAUUGCAUCCGUCCCCUUCGCAGAUUCUUCUCCGUCGCAGUUGCUCCCAGAGGCCGCAGUCGUCUUCGUCACUGGCGCCACGGGGUUCAUGGGGGCGCACUUGUGUGCGCGCUUGGCGGCACUGGCGGCCGUCCGAGAGGUGAUUUGCCUUGUCCGCGCGGGUCACGGCUCCGCUGGCGCGGAUGCAGCGCGGCGCUUGGAGGCUUCCGCCGCCAAGUUUUGCGUUCCUCCUUCGCCCAAGUGGCGCGCGAUUGCCGGGGAUCUGGCCCUGCCGCACUUCGGGCUCAGUGAUGGUGCCUGGGCACGCCUGUGCGGCGCCGUGUCGUCCGUGUGGCACCUUGGUGCAGCAGUGCACUGGAGCCACUCCUACGACGCCCUUCGGGGGUCGAAUGUCCAGGGAACGGCGGAGGUGCUGAGGCUGUGCUGCACGGGAGCGCUGAAGCCCCUGGUCUUUGUGAGCACGUGCAGCGACCGAAGCCCCGAGGAGCGGGUCGCGCUCGCCGUCCUGCGCGCGGUGGCGCGCUCGGGCUACGCCCUGAGCAAGCUGGCCGCGGAGGCGCUGGUGGAGAGGGCGGGCGCGGCGGGCCUCCCGUGCCUCGUGCUGCGCUGCGGCCUCGUCUCGUGGCACCGCACCACGGGGGCCUGCAACCCGGACGACAUCCUGAGCCGCCUCCUCCGCUCCGCGGUCGAGCUUGGCCUCGCGUACGAUGGGGAGCCCGCUGCCCUGCUGCCCAUGGAUGGCCUGCCCGUCGACGACUUCGCCGCGCUCGCCCUCGACCUGGCGCGGGCGCAUCCCUGGAGUCGUGCGGGCGCGGCGGCCGUGGCGCUCAGCGUGGCCGCGCGGCCGGAGCUCCAGGCUCUGGACGCCAGGGCGCUCUUCGACGGCCUCCGGGGCUGCGGCUACCCGCUCGAGCGGUGCACGUGGGCCGCGUGGCGCCAGCGCGCCGCGAGCGCCGCGGCCGCGGCGGCGAUUCUCCCGCAUCUCCCGGCGGGCGCGGGGCCUCCGUUGGGGCUCCGCGUAGGUGGCGCAAGGGCGCAAGGGGCACAGGCGGAAGGUGGUUUGCGGCCGGCGGCCUCGGUUGCUGCAGUCGUAUCUUUCCUCGUGGGAGUGCGGGCGCUGCCGGAGCGUCCUUGA